AUGUUAAUAUUUGCACAUCUUAAAAUCACUGUCCUAUUAUCACGGUUCGUGAACGAGCUCUGCAAGGCCAAGCUCCGGCACCGGAACCUGGUGCAGCUGCGCGGCUGGUGCACGGACCACGGCGAGAUGCUCGUCGUCUACGACCACUCCCCGGGGAACCUCCUGAGAAACCUCGUCCUGCACAGCGAUUCCGAGACCCAAUCGUGGCGCCACGAGUACGGCAUCAUCAGGGCGCUCGCGUCCGCCGUGCUGUACCUGCACGAGGAGUGGGACGAGCAGGUCAUCCACCGCAACAUCACGUCGGCGGCAUUGUUCUUGGACCCCAACCGGAGCCCGCGGCUGGGCAGCUUCGCGCUCGCCGAGUUCCUGUCAAGAAACGAGCACAGCCACCACGUGGUUGUGCCCACCGGCUCAGGGGCUGCACGGGGCAUCUUCGGGUACAUGUCGCCUGAGUACAUGGAGACCAGCGAGGCCAGCACCAUGGCCAACGUGUACAGCUUCGGGGUGGUGGUUCUUGAGGUCGUCACGGGCGCGAUGGCGGUGGACGUGAGGUCGCCGGAGGUGCUCCUUGUCAGGAAGGUGCAGCUCUGCCAAGAGCAGGACCGUGACGUCGUGGUCCUCGCGGACAGGCGGCUGGACGACAGGUAUGACGGGCAGGAGCUCGUGCGGUUGGCCAAGCUCGGCAUCGCGUGCACGCGGUCGGACCCGGUGACGCGGCCGAGCAUGAGGAAGAUCGUCAGCAUUCUGGACGGCAACGGCGAGGUUUUGCAGAAGUUCGAGCGGAGAACCGAGAGCAGGGAGGAAUGGGAGAGGAAGAAUGCAGCUCCGAGGCGUGCGCCCUCGUGCUGA
This is a messenger RNA of Lolium perenne, 849 nucleotides long. NCBI's taxonomy places the organism in Eukaryota, Viridiplantae, Streptophyta, Magnoliopsida, Poales, Poaceae. The record is from RefSeq and is a predicted model, not a curated record.